Miscanthus lutarioriparius is the source of this 2472-nucleotide messenger RNA. NCBI's taxonomy places the organism in Eukaryota, Viridiplantae, Streptophyta, Magnoliopsida, Poales, Poaceae. The record is from the annotation of a GenBank genome assembly.
AUGAUCCAGGAGAAGCUGGCUCGCGCGCGCGAGGAGGAGCAGCGCGCCGAGGAGAGGCGCCGGGAGGAGGAGGAGCGGCGCGUGGAGGAGGAGCGGCGCGUGGAGGAGGAGCGGAGGGCGAGGGAGGAGGCAGAGAGGCAGGCCGAGGUGGAUAGGAGGCUUCGGGAGGAGAAGCGGCGGAAGAGGCAGGAGGAGGCCAAGAAGCGCGGGGAGCGGGAGGAGAAGCUCCGGAUGGAGGCCGCGCGGAGGCGGCUGGGCGUCGCCGUUGCUGAUGCCACUGGCAGUGAUGAAUCAAGGAAGUCUAAAUCGGUGCCCAAGCGUCAUGUCAAUGUCCAAUCUGAAAUUGAAACUGAUCUGGGAGAAACUUUGGGGUCUGAGGACCAAUUGCAGUACGAACAGAGCAAUGCAUCGCUGGAGGAUGAUGGAGUAGGCGUUGAUGUGCUGCAAUUGGAGGAGGAACAAAUUACACAAUCAUCUUCAGAAGAGAGCAAUGAAAUCGACGAAGAUGAUACUUGGGAGAACAAGAGCUUUGAUGGAUUUGAUUCCCUAUUGCAUGGUAAAUCUCCCACUUUUAGAGAACUGGAAGAGGAGCAAGCAGAGGAAAAGCAGGUGACCUCUGCUGCUCCAAUUUCUAACCCAAUCAGUUUAUCGGAAGAUAUUGGGGAAGAUUUGGUCUCUGCCCUUGAGGAUGAAGGUCAAGGCAAUGGGGUUGACAUGGAGCUUCGUGCACCGAUAUGUUGCAUCCUUGGGCAUGUGGAUGCUGGAAAGACAAAGCUGCUUGAUUGUAUUCGGCAAAGCAAUGUGCAGGGUGGGGAGGCUGGAGGAAUCACGCAGCAGAUUGGUGCCACCUACUUACCUGUUGAGAAUAUCAGGGAGAGGACCUCCCUUAAAGCUGAGGUUACCAUCAAAGUUCCUGGCUUGCUUGUAAUUGACACCCCGGGGCACCAGUCAUUCAGUAACAUGCGCUUGAGGGGAUCAAUUCUGUGUGACAUUGCUGUAGUGGUUGUGGACAUUACGCGUGGGCUUGAGAAGCAGACCAUGGAGUCCCUUGAUCUUUUGAAACACCGCAAUGUGAGGUUUAUUGUUGCCUUGAACAAAGUUGAUCAGCUAUAUGGUUGGAAGACCUGUAUAAAUGCACCAAUAGCAAAAGCACUUAAGAACCAAACUGAUGAUGUACAAAGAGAAUUCAAAUGGAGGGUAACUGAGGUUAUAACACAACUUAUGGAAAAGGGUUUCAAUGCUGCCCUGUAUUAUGAAAACAAGAAGCUGAAACAAGUGGUCAAUAUUGUCCCAACCAGCGCUGUAAGCGGUGAAGGCAAUCCAGACCUACUUUUGCUUCUGGUGCGAUGGGUGCCAAAAAUAAUGAUGGAGAGACUGACAUAUGUCAAUACUGUGGAGUGUACUGUGCUGGAGGUCAAUGAAGAUAAAGACUUUGGAACAACAAUUGAUGUAGUGCUGAUUAAUGGUGCACUUCGGAAUGGUGAUCGAAUUGUUGUCUGCACCAAACAGGGGCCUGUCACAACCAAUAUAAGGUACUUGUUGACUCCUCCAAUGAAAGAACUCAAAGUUAAGGGAGUGUACACGCAUCAUGAGGAGCUUAAAGCUGCUCAAGGGAUGAAAAUUGCAGUACGAGGUCUGCAACAUGCUAUGGCAGGCACUUCUCUCAUUGUGGUAAAGCCAGGGGAUGAUAUGGAACGAGCUGAAGCUGCUGCAGUGCAAGAAAUCAGCAAGGCCAUCAGCCUCAUGAACGAGGAUGAAAAGGGUGAGAAUGAAGGUGGAACAGAACUACAAGAAAUUUGUAGGAUCAAGCAUUGCAGGGAUGGUGUAUAUGUGCAAGCAUCUAGUCUUGGAUCCUUGGAAGCGAUUAUUAAACAUUUAAAGACGCUUGCUUUGGAUGUUCCUGUCAGUGGUUGCAACUUAGGCCCAGUCCACAAGCAGGAUGUCAUGAAAACAACUGCCAUGCUGAAGAGGAAAGAAGAUGUUGAUAGUUUUACUGAUCACAUGAAUAAACUGAAAGAAGAGAUGAAGAAGCAAUGUGCAGCUGACGCAGUGUUCCCAUGCACCCUUAAGAUUCUUCCAAACCGUGUCUACCAUAGCAAGGAUCCAAUUGUUUGUGAUGUUGAAGUUCUGGAAGGCAUUGUCAAGGUGGGAACCCCAAUUUGUGUUUGUGUUCCAAGUAAGCAUACAAGUGCUGAUGUGAUUCAUGCCCUUGGGAGGAUCUCAUCAAUGAAAACACCAAAUGGCAUGCAGAUUAAUUCUGCCAGUCAAGGAGUUGUGUCGAUAAAGAUAAUUGAAGAGAAUCCUCAGGAGAGGUCCCGGUUGUAUGGACGCCAUUUUAACUCUGACAAUGAGCUGCUCAGCCAAAUCUCUAGGAAAUCCAUUGAUGUGCUGAAAGAGUACUAUCGGGAUGAGAUGAGUGAUGAAAACUGGCAACUGAUCUGCAGGCUAAAGAAACAAUUGGGGAUCCCCUGA